AAAUACGGGAUUGGGAAUACCAAUAUAAGAAGAAGCCAACCGAGAAAUAGAAAAUAAAAUUCUGAGAAAAAGAAUAAAAAUUUGGAAUAUUUUUCGAGCUGAAAAGAAAAAAUGAAAGAAAUUCUAGUCCGCCUUGCACGAGAAGAUGACUUUAAGGCAAUCGAAGAGAUGUCAAAAGGAGUUUACAGUGGACACGAUUAUUUUUUGUGUGUGUUCAAUGAGUGGCUUCACAGCCCGCAGCGACUGAUCUUCGUAGCCGAGCUUGGUGGCAGAGUAGUAGGGUUGCGGGCAGUGAAUAUCGUUGAUCAAGGCAAGACCUUUAUAAGCCAAGGCUUGCGUAUACACCCUGAUUUUAGAGGUCAAGGGUUGAGCUCCCGGUUGAUCUCCUCAGUCCAUGAGUAUAUACGCCUGCACCAUCCUAGCGUUAAGCGCGAACGAUUUACUACCAAGUCUGAUAAUAUCGAGCGGUUAGCCAUCCAGAAGAAGCAUGGUGAUAGAGCUGUAUUGGAUCAGGAUAUUCUUGCUUUCUAUGUGAACCAAGGAGAGAUAUCCCCAGAGGUAAUGAAUAAAGUGUCCAGCGAAGCAUCUAUAAAGCUUCACCCAUACAACAAGAACCAAGUGUCCGAGGUACUUUUCUCCGAGGGGGUGUCGAACAUUCUGUUCCAAGAAUCUUGCCUAAUAAUAGAUUGGGAACCCUUCGAGGCUCUACGAUCAAAUAUCGAUUACAUUUUCCAGGACAGGGAUUAUCAGUUUGCUGACCGAAGCGCAGCCGAUGUCAGUCGUGGGGAACUACCGAAGUCGUUUAGCCAUGGACGAAUAUCUCCGCGUACAGAUUGCGUCCAUUGGGUGACUACUAUCUAUACUGAUGACCCAAUACUGUAUAGAGCACAUGUUCUACAGCAGUUGAAGUGCGCCUUGGAGCAAGUUCAUGGUAGCUUUAUUUUCUCACCAUUUCAUGUGCCAAGCCUGUCGAACGAGGGACGGCAGAUCCUGAAGGAGGAUUUACAGCUGAGACCUGUGGAAUUCUUCACGUUUGGUUUGAGGCUUUUUGAAAAAGAAUUUAAAUGAAAAGAAAGUGAAUGCAAGCAACAGACCUGAUCCUCCAACAACUGACAGUGAGUCUCCUGUCUCACCUUAAGAUAAAAUUCCUAGCAAUAGACUUUUCCCGAGCUCGCUUGAAUGACCACGAAUCAAUAGCUCCAAGUUAAGUUGGACUUGAUGUGUUCACACCGAA
Actinia tenebrosa (Australian red waratah sea anemone) is the source of this 1234-nucleotide messenger RNA. RefSeq names its product histidine N-acetyltransferase-like. The record is from RefSeq and is a predicted model, not a curated record. NCBI's taxonomy places the organism in Eukaryota, Metazoa, Cnidaria, Anthozoa, Actiniaria, Actiniidae. Gene Ontology annotation, molecular function: acyltransferase activity, transferring groups other than amino-acyl groups.